This is a messenger RNA of Musa acuminata subsp. malaccensis (wild Malaysian banana), 2433 nucleotides long. NCBI's taxonomy places the organism in Eukaryota, Viridiplantae, Streptophyta, Magnoliopsida, Zingiberales, Musaceae. The record is from RefSeq and is a predicted model, not a curated record.
AUGGCUGCAGCUGGUAGCGGCAGUUUCCAGGACGGACGUAUUGCCUCGAAGCGUCUCAUGAUGCUCGUGGCCUUACUUCUCGUCUCCUGCUGUCCCGGCUAUGGCUUCGGCGAUGACGAUCAUGUCGAGGUGGAGGGAAUCAGCAGCAGUUGCAUCGAGAGUGAGAGGAGAGCUCUCCUCGCCAUCAAAUCCGAGAUGUACGACCCCGACAACUGGUUCUCUACUUGGACCGGCAAAGACUGCUGUGGGUGGAGAGGUGUGGCCUGCGACAACACCACCGGCCAUGUCACCAAGCUCGACCUCCGCUACCCCUACACAUACGAAUUGUGGGAUAUGUUUAACGAUGGGGAAACAAUAGGCGUGAGCAAGGUAAAUCCAUCUUUGCAAGAACUGAAGUACUUGAAGUAUUUGGAUUUGAGCAUGAAUAACUUCUCCCACGCCCCUGUGCCCACAAUGAUCGCUUCACUGGUCCACUUGGAAUAUCUCAACCUAUCUAAUGCCAUGUUCGAUGGACUGAUUCCUCCUCAGCUGGGGAACCUCUCAAACCUACACUAUCUCGACCUUCAGGGAUGGUAUUAUGAUGAUUUUCUACAUGUUGAUGAUCUCGAUUGGCUCUCCCGUAUUCCUUCUCUAAAAUAUCUUGACAUGAGUUAUGUCAACCUCUCCAAAGCAACCAAUUGGUUCUACAUAAUUAAUUCAAUCCCCACACUUGAAGUGCUACAUUUGAUUUAUGUAGACCUGCCAUAUGUUCCAUCUCCUUUGCCCCCUUUUAAUCUGACAGACAUUGCUACGUUGGAUCUGUCUUUGAAUUCUAACAUCACGUCUGCCAUGCUAAGAUGGCUUUCUAACGCCACCAGCCUCGAGAACCUCCUUCUUUCUGGCUGUGGGAGUCUCACUAUCGAGUCGGUACAAGUUGCUCUAGGAGCUCUCCUUAAUCUGAAGGAAUUGGAUUUGUCAUUCAACUCCCUUAAAGGAGAAAUUCUUGAAAUUCUGAACAAUGUCAGUAGCAGUGGCCUGAAGCACUUGGAUUUGAGAUGGAAUCAAUUAUCUGGAGAUAUUCCUCGAGGGAGCCUUAGAGACCUGGAGUACCUAGACUUAUCAACGAAUUUAAUUGUCGACGUGCAUAUCUUAGCUUCUCUGGGGAAUCUCACAAACUUGCGACAUUUAGACUUGGGGUACAAUUUGAUCAGCGGAGAAAUUCCACCGACCGUGGGAGAUGCUGUCCGAUUGGAGUACCUAUAUUUGUCCUAUAAUGGCAUCAUUGGAAAAAUACCACAGAGCAUGGGGAACCUCAGUAACCUAUUGGAAUUACAUUUAUCAGGCAACAAAAUUGUGGGAUGGAUACCACCGAGCAUCGGCAACCUCAGUAACCUAUUGGAAUUACAUUUAUCAGGCAACAAAAUUGUGGGAUGGAUACCACCGAGCAUCGGCAACCUCACCAACUUGGUAUACUUAGAUUUAUCGAGGAAUAAUAUUGUCGGUUGGAUACCACCGAGCAUCGUCAACCUCACCAACUUGGUACACUUAGAUUUAUCAAUGAAUAAUAUUAGCGGAUACAUUCCAGAGACUUUGGGUACUCUCAUCCAUAUGGAGGAAUUAUAUUUGUUUAACAAUCGUAUUUCUGGACAAAUACCAGAAACCAUUGGGGAUCUUCAAAAUCUACGGAUAUUAUUUUUAAGCAAUAACCAUAUUUUUGGGCAGAUACCAAAGAAGAUCGGUAAACUCCACUACUUGCAAAACUUGGACAUGUCAUAUAACAACUUAUCAGGUCAGAUACCAACUACGUUGGGUGACCUAUGCAAUUUGACCGUGUUAGAUUUGUCUCACAAUAACAUUGGUGGAGACCUUACAAAUCUAUUCUAUGGUUUGUCUACUUGUUCACAAGGAGCAUUUUUAUCAUCCUUAGUCCUGAAGGGUAACAAUUUGAGUGGGAUUAUUCCUUCGAGCAUGGGCCAAUUAUCUCGGCUACAAGAGGUAGACCUCUCCUCAAACUCGCUGGCUGGCAACAUUACCGAAGCACACUUUUUAAAUCUUACGAGCUUAUCAAAAUUGAUAAUCGCUUCCAACUCCUUGAAUGUGAUGCUACCGAAUGAUUGGCGGCCCCCUUUUAAUGCCUCCAUUAUCGAUAUGAGCUUUUGUCAUCUACGAGGAAAAUUUCCUGCUUGGAUUCGGACUCAACAACAAUUGCAAAGUCUUUAUCUAUCUGGAGUUGGAGUCUCAGGCAGCCUCCCUAUUUGGUUUUCAAAUUUCUCAAAAGGUGAAAAUAAAUUAUUUGGUAAAAUUCCGAAAUGGAUAGGAAGAAACCUCUCGUCAUUGAAGGUUUUGGAUCUUUCUUCCAACAAUUUAUUUGGUAGCCUACCAUCAUCUCUAGGAAAUUUCACUGCCAUGGUUGAGCGAGAGCAUCUUGCUAACUACAAAAGGGGAAAUUGCUGA